Alternaria arborescens is the source of this 1857-nucleotide messenger RNA. RefSeq names its product ATP-dependent RNA helicase. The record is from RefSeq and is a predicted model, not a curated record. Gene Ontology annotation, molecular function: ATP binding; RNA helicase activity; nucleic acid binding. The transcript has 2 exons. Gene Ontology annotation, cellular component: nucleolus. Lineage: Eukaryota; Fungi; Ascomycota; Dothideomycetes; Pleosporales; Pleosporaceae. Bases 1 to 1857 code for a protein of 618 amino acids.
AUGGCGAAGCGCAAACUUAACGAGCACGACGUGCCAGAGGAGACAUCGAGCGACGAGUCGCAAUCCGAGCCCCGCAGCUCGCCCGAACCUUCGACACCUGCCGAGACUGCGACUGCGACUGCGACUGCUGCCACAACGACAGUAACACCAACCAAAAAAGCGAAGAGCAAGAAAAAGGCUAAAGCAGCGACUGCCGCCGUUCCUGAAGUGCCCGUCGCUGCUUCGUUCGCCGAACUACAACUCGAACCUCGUCUAUUAAGAGCAAUCCGCGACCUGAAAUGGGCAUCACCGACGGCAGUACAAUCGCAGGCGAUACCGUUAGCUCUAGAGGGACGCGAUAUCCUUGCGCGCUCCGGAACUGGCACAGGCAAGACGGGCGCCUACCUGCUUCCCAUUCUGCACAAGACCUUGCAGCAGAAGGGCCAAUCCCUCAUCCUGGCACCCACACGAGAGCUAUGCUUGCAAAUCGCGACAGUCGCCAAGUCGCUUGCACAACACUGCGGACAAGAGAUUCGGGUUCGCAACAUCGCGGGCAAGGAGGCAGAAGUCGUCACAAAGGCAGCCCUUGCCGACAAGCCAGAGAUUGUCGUCGCGACACCCGCUAGAGCAUGGACAAACAUCAACAGCUCGAAUCUAUCGGUCAGCGACAUCAGGACACUUGUUGUCGACGAGGGUGACCUGAUUAACGGUUACGGAUUCGCUGAGGACAUGGAGAACAUCGCACGUGAAAUACCCGUCGGUGUCCAGAAGAUCGUCCUCUCCGCUACCCUCUCAACCGAUGUCGAGUCGCUCGGUAGCCUGCUCUGCACCGACCCUGUUGUACUCAAGCUUGCAGAUCUCGACAAGGACUCACAAAAAGUAAAGCAAUACGUGCUCAAGGUGGCAGAGGACGAGAAAUUCCUCUUAAUCUACGCAAUGUUCAAGCUCAACUUAAUCAAAGGCAAGACAAUCAUAUUCGUCGGCGAUGUGGACAGGUCAUACCGGGUCAAGCUCUUCUUGGAACAAUUUGCGGUCAAAGCCAUCGUGCUCAACUCCGAGCUCCCACUGGCUUCUCGCACGCACAUUGUUGAGUCAUUCAACACGAACAUGUACAACAUCCUGAUCGCGAGCGACGAGACCGACGUUGUCGGUGUACAGGAUGAAGGAUCACGGCCGAAGAAGAAGGCGAAGAAGGACAAAGAGAGCAAGGACUCUGGUGUUUCCCGUGGAAUCGACUUCCUCAACGUCAGCUGUAUCAUCAACUUCGACUUUCCCGGAAACUACAAGUCAUACUUCCACCGUAUCGGACGUACAGCACGAGCCGGCAAGUCUGGAACUGCCAUCUCGUUCAUCAUCCCCAAGGACAAGUACCGCAAGCACAAGCCGACCACGUUUCCUGGGUGCGAACAUGACGAGAAGGUACUGGCCAGUGUAGAGAAGCACCAACAGGAAGGCCAGAAGCUGGAGAACUACAACUUCGACAUGAAACGCCUAGAACCUUUCAGAUACCGAUUCGCAGAUGCGUUGAAGUCGGUGACCAGGAUCGCUAUCCGCGAGGCUCGAAUCAAGGAAAUCCACAUGGAGCUGGCCAAGUCGCAGAAACUCUCGCGGUACUUUGAAGAGAACCCCGAAGCGCUCGCACAUCUCCGCCAUGAUCAGACUCUGAACCAUCCCGCGAGGAUACAACCACAUCUCAAGCACGUCCCAGACUAUCUCCUGCCAGGUGGAAAGAAGCCUGAGGAUGUUGGCUUCGUGGGUCUGAACAUACCGAAGGUGAGGAAACAAUAUAACAAGGGCAAGGGCAGGAGGGUAGUACGAAGGAAUGGCAAGGUUGAUCCAUUGAAGACAUUCAACGCGAGGGGUAAGGGAAAGAGAUAA